GACUGCUCUGCCGCUCGGCAUAGGCAUUUAAUUGCGAAUUGACCAAUGAGGGCUCCUGUUUUACGUCGAGACGGCGGCGUUAGCGUGAAAAUCACCCGAACCUUUUGUUUACAUCCGAUCUAUCUCUUAUCUGAAUAUACUGUAGUCAGUGGCAUUUUUGUUGAAAAGGACGGUGCAUCUGAAUUCGUAUUUGUCUGUGCACUGGGCUGAUGUUGACUUUUGGUUGGUGACAUUUAUGUCAAGUGAGUGUCAAUCAUUAUCUUUGAAUUGGGGUUGUAUUGUUAUGAAAAUAAUUCAUUUUACAAAACAUACGAUAGUUUAUGAGACCAAUUUAUUCAAACUGGAAAAGCAGAUUAUUCCCAAAAUCUGAUAUGUCAUCACCGGCCCCCAAAUCGCCAGAACAAAAUGAUAAGAGCAAAAAAUACGACCGGCAAUUGAGGCUUUGGGGCGACCACGGCCAAAAAUUAUUAGGAAACGCAAAAGUAUGCUUGAUAAACGCGACUGCUUUGGGUACUGAAGUCCUGAAAAGCUUGGUAUUGCCUGGUAUUGGCUCAUUCACUAUUGUAGAUGGUGAGAAAAUUACUGAAGAGGAUAUUGGCUCUAAUUUCUUUUUAGAGAAUGACAGUGUUGGCCUAUCAAGAGCUCAAGUUGCAACCCAGUGCUUGCUGGAACUGAAUCCUGAUGUAAGGGGUGACUACAUUGAUGAGUCUGCUGAACAUACACUCACUAAUACUCAAGAUUUUUUUAAGAAUUUCACUGUGGUUAUAGCUACUGCCUUAUCUGAAAAGGUGCUUAUUCCCCUGUCAAAACAUCUAUGGGAAUGCAAUGUACCAUUGGUGGUUUGCCGCAGCAUAGGUUUCAUAGGUUACAUACAGCUGCAAGUCAAAGAACAUACUGUUAUUGAAACACAUCCGGAUAAUCAGAAUCCAGAUCUUAGACUUGAUUGUCCAUGGCCUGCUCUUGAAGAAUUCCUAGACAGCAUCAAUGUUGAAGCCCUAGACACCAAAACUCGUAGCCACACACCUGCAGUUGUAAUUCUACAUUAUUUUCUUAAAAAAUACCAAGAAAAAUACCAGUCGUUCCCAAAAACAAGGCAAGAGAAAGAUGCGUUGAAAAAUAUGAUACGUGCUUGCCCAGUGGGGCCCGAUGGUCCGCCGUCUGUUUUAGAAGAGAAUUUCGAAGAAGCUAUCCAUUUGGUCAAUACUUGCAUUUGUAAGACCACAGUGCCGACUCACGCGAGGGAAAUUUUGGAUGACAAAAGGUGUGUGACACCGACGCAGAAUACGGCACCGUUUUGGGUCAUGUGUGCUGCUUUGAGAGAACAUGUGGAGGCAGAGGGAACACUACCUGUAAGAGGCAGUUUACCAGAUAUGGCAGCAGAUACAGCUAGCUAUGUGACAUUGCAACAGAUUUAUCAGAAACAAGCCCUAGCACAAGCUGAAGCAAUUUACAGACGUGCUUCACAGAUCGCCCGUGGCCUGGGUAUGGGACCAGACGCCAUUACGGAAAGUGAGGUCCGUCUAUUCUGCAAACACUCUUCCGAGCUAUAUGUGUCGCGCGGUAACCACUGUAUCGCCGACCCACCGCCUUCAGGUGGUGCCUUCCGCAUGGAUCAAUACGACCCUGAUGGUCCAGCAGCGUACUACCCCGUUCUAAGGGCAUUGGAGAGGUUCGCCGGAGAGUGCGACGCGCCCCCUGGUAGGAGAGAUGAGCGCAUUGAACCUGAUGCGGCGGAGAUGAAGACUGCCGUUGCUAGGUUGCUGACGGAAUGGAAUGUCCAUUUGCAGCAGGGUGUAGCGGACGAGAGGGUUCAUGAGGUGUGCAGAUAUGGGGGCGCUGAGUUACAUUCAGUAUCAGCAACGUUGGGAGGGUGUGCGGCACAUGAGGUGAUCAAACUGAUCACACAUCAGUAUAAACCGAUGAAUAAUGCCUUUUUCUACGAUGCUAUCACUUGUAGCUCAACUACAUUAUGUUUGUAGCAAUUCUGUUUAAUAGAUAAGUAGCAAAUAUUCUUCUAUUUUCAAUAGAUGGUGUAACAACAUUAAAUUUUCUCUGGCAGCUGGAGCACCCUACAGAUAGCCUACCCCCGCAUCGCAGACCAUGUAGAUACUGAAAUACGCUCAUGAUUGUAUAUUCGUUGUGAACUGGAUAUAGUCUGGCGAAAUUAACCUUGCAAGUUUAUUUGGCGAUCAUCACGAACGAAAGCAGUUUGGGUCGUUGGGUCUUUUUAAGAUAAGAACAUAUUAAAUAUAUUGCAGAAAAAAAUUUUAGCAUCCAUCGCCACUAGAUGCCACGUCAGGGAGCUGCCAAUAGGUUAGUUUGGCUACGGAUGUUGGACUCAGCACCAGGGCGUCCCGGCGAGAGGGGGUUCUAAUUGUUUAGGCCAGUGACAACUUGACCCCCAGUCGUCGUUUCUGUGAUCUUGAUAGAGAAACUUGAGAGAUCCAAGCCUUGACCAUGCUGAGGAGUCAAAAAGCACCAAACAGCUGCCCAUGGUUGGCUGUCUUUGGUCAGACGGACGAAAGCAGAGAAAGUUUACAAAGACUGCCAUAUAUUCAGACACAAUUACUUGAAACUGGCUGAGUGGACAUUGCUAUCAGGAUAAUUCAAUUCAAAUAUUUGGGAACCUAGAUAAAAUCUGACGGUUCAACAAAAAAAGGUAUACAAAGCAGGAUUGUUCGGGG
Molecule: messenger RNA, 2684 nt
Organism: Acanthoscelides obtectus
Lineage: Eukaryota; Metazoa; Arthropoda; Insecta; Coleoptera; Chrysomelidae
Source: the annotation of a GenBank genome assembly